CUCUACUGCUACUGACGUCAUCGAGCAAAACAAAUUUGGUCACCAACUUGUGUUGUGUUCGCACUGGUCGGAGCUUGUCUUCACUCAAACAACACAAAUAACAAGAGCAACAACAAACCCCAAUAUAACAAUCACCACAACAACAACAACCAACACCAUCAUCACAAUAUACCAAACAACAACAAAGAAAAAAAAAAACAUAGUGGAAAAGGGGUCCGACUGAUCAGCGAUAUUAAUGCUACAACAAAUUACUUAAGCAAUCCGGCAAUUCUGGCAUCGUCUUCAGAAUCAGAAGACGGUGGAGUUUCUCCCCCACCGCCCAAAAAGCAACGAGUCUCAGCCGCUAACAUGCAGUCGAAUGGCUGCCCUCAGCACAAUGGAGAGAGCGAGGAGAUAGCGUCGACUUCCCGACAGAACGGUUCUUGUUCUGCCACGGCAAAUGGUGAGGUGGCCACACUAGAAGAUAGACAACAUCUUUUGAAAACCAUGUCCCAGGCGGAUCAAGACGUAGUUCGAUUAAUCGGCCAGCAUCUCCGUGGGCUCGGCUUGAAUCGUACUGUGGAGUUGUUGAUGUCGGAGUCUGGAUGUAUGUUGGAACACCCCGCUGCUGCGAAAUUUCGGGGGCAUGUCAUGGAUGGUGAAUGGGAAAAGGCUGACCAUGAUUUGAAUGAAUUGAAAAUGUUGAUUGAAGAUAGCUGUCAGACAACUUUGAAGAUGAAAUUUCUUAUUCUUGAACAGAAGUAUCUUGAGUUCUUAGAAGAAGGCAAGAACUUGGAUGCAUUACAGUGUUUACGACAUGAAUUAACGCCGUUAAAAUUUAAUACUGAACGUGUGCAUGAACUUAGUACGUAUAUGAUGUGUAAUAAUCCACAAGAUUUAAGAGAAACAUCCGAUUGGGAAGGGAAAGGGAUUGUUUCCAGACAAAAACUUAUUGAAAAAUUACAAUCUUUUCUUCCACCCACUGUGAUGCUACCCCCUCGUCGAUUACAGACUUUACUUAGCCAGGCUGUAGAACUUCAAACAGAUCAAUGUUUGUACCACAAUACCAAACUUGACAACAAUCUUGAUGCAGUCUCUCUCCUCAUAGACCACACUUGUAAUAGGGAUCAGUUUCCUUGUAAUACUAUUCAAAUAUUGAAUGACCAUUGUGAUGAAGUAUGGUUUUGUCGAUUUUCUCCGGAUGGCACAAAAUUAGCUACAGGUUCCAAGGAUGGUACUCUCAUUAUCUGGGAUGUUGAUAUGUAUACGUUUGAAGUAUUGAUGCGUAGAGCAUAUGAAGGUCACUCCUAUGGUGUAUCAUAUAUAGCAUGGCAUCCAGAUAGUAAAUACAUCAUUGCUUGUGGUCCAGACGACUGUGCUGAAGUUUGGUUAUGGAAUGUUGAGACUAGUGAAUUGAAAGCUAAAAUGAGUCAAUCUCCUGAAGAUAGUUUAACCAGUGCUGCGUGGCAUGCAGAUGGCAAAGAAUUUUUCACAGGAGGCACUAGAGGACAAUUCUACCAAUGUGAUCAAGAUGGCAAUUUUUUUGAUAAUUGGGAAGGUGUUCGAGUCCAGUGCCUUGCAUGUCAACACGAUGGGAAAGCUGUUUUAGCUGCUGACACCCACAAUAGAAUAAGAGGCUACAAUUUUGAAGAUAAAUCAGAUUUUCAUAUAUUACAAGAAGAUCAUCCUGUUAUGUCCUUCACUUUAGAUGAAACUGGAAAAUUAGCUUUAUUAAAUGUGGCCACUCAGGGAGUCCAUUUAUGGGAUCUUAAGGAUCGCUGCCUUCUUCGAAAAUUUCAGGGUGUUACCCAGGGAUUCUAUACAAUACAUUCUUGUUUUGGUGGAUUAAAUCAAGAUUUCAUUGCCAGUGGUAGUGAAGAUCAUAAAGUUUAUAUUUGGCACAUUCGAAAAGAAGUUCCAAUAACUGUGUUGGAAGGACACACUAGAACUGUCAACUGUGUACACUGGAAUCCUAAAGUGCCUAGCAUGUUAGCCAGUGUUUCAGAUGAUGGAACGAUUAGAAUAUGGGGACCUCUUGAUAAAACCAAAAAAGAUAACGAAUCUGGUCGAAGUACACCUGUAUAAUGAAGGAUGAAGUGUAAAUGGUUAUUCAAAAGAAAUUUUUUUUACCAUUUUUUUUACUCCUCCCACCACCUCCUCCUUCAUUAUUUGAUAAAUAAGAAGCAUUUAUAACUAACGCUGCUCCUCCUCCUCCUCCAGCUCUCCCCCCUCCCAUUUGAUCAUAACUUAAGAACACGAGUGUGAAUUAAGUAAAACUGCAAUUAGUCCUCCUGUCUAUCAACUGUUUGUUGGGCUUUUGCUGUAAAGGAGUAUGAUUUAAAUUUUUUUUUUUAUCAAAUCUUAAAUCUGGAAAGGUAACUUGUACGAGUUUUUUAAAAAGGACAAAAGAUUUCACAGCAUCUACAGCGACACAUAACAAAAAAAAGUUUACAAUUCACAUAUACACAAAGAAAAAAAAAAAUGAAACCAAUUUGUUUUUUUUUUUUAAAAAAGAUACUCUUUAAACAAUUUUUUUUUUUUUUUUUUUUACAUCUCUCUCCUCUCUUACCAUCAUUUCAAUUUGAGCUGCUCAGCUCUGUCGGAACCUGUACUGUGAGCAAAAAAAAAAAAAAAAAGCCAAGUUGUGAUGUUGGCAUGAGGAAUAUGAAAAUGACACAAACACCACCCCCAACCAACACUAUCACCACCCACGACAAAAACAAAAAAUAACACCAAAAAAAAAAAACCCAAACAAAUCGAAACUAGACUGACCAAUAAAAUUGACCAAACAAGACAUGCAAAAAAAAAAAAAUAUAAAAUAUAUAAAGAAAUAAAAGGUAGAAAUUGCCUCCUACCUCCAUUCUACACACCACCAAUUUUAAUUAAACACAACAGCCCCUAUUGCAAUAACAGCAAACAUUUAAAUAAAGCAUAAAGCAAAAAAAUAAAUAUAUACAAAGAGAAAGAAAAAAAAAAUGAACAAGAAUUUGACUGAAAGUUUUCCCUCCUCUCCCAGUCUGCUGCCAGGAAGAA
Octopus sinensis (East Asian common octopus) is the source of this 3012-nucleotide messenger RNA. Its product is annotated as WD repeat-containing protein 26. The transcript is spliced from 14 exons. The coding region runs from base 349 to 2064 and encodes 571 amino acids. Gene Ontology annotation, biological process: proteasome-mediated ubiquitin-dependent protein catabolic process. The record is from RefSeq and is a predicted model, not a curated record. NCBI's taxonomy places the organism in Eukaryota, Metazoa, Mollusca, Cephalopoda, Octopoda, Octopodidae. Gene Ontology annotation, cellular component: GID complex. Gene Ontology annotation, molecular function: protein binding.